This is a messenger RNA of Acomys russatus (golden spiny mouse), 1479 nucleotides long. RefSeq names its product HLF transcription factor, PAR bZIP family member (gene Hlf). The transcript has 4 exons. The record is from RefSeq and is a predicted model, not a curated record. The coding region runs from base 409 to 1299 and encodes 296 amino acids. Gene Ontology annotation, molecular function: RNA polymerase II cis-regulatory region sequence-specific DNA binding; DNA-binding transcription factor activity, RNA polymerase II-specific. Lineage: Eukaryota; Metazoa; Chordata; Mammalia; Rodentia; Muridae. Gene Ontology annotation, biological process: regulation of transcription by RNA polymerase II. Gene Ontology annotation, cellular component: nucleus.
GGCACAGCCUCGGGUGCUCGCGCGAGGGUCCGAGGCCCGCGCUCUGCCUUCUGUUCAUCUGCAGCCGUCUACAUUUUUCUCCUUCCUCCCCCCCCCCCUUGCAGUUUUGAACAUUUUGCAAGACUGAGUGGUUGGAGGCAGGUGAGAGCAUCCUGCACAGGGCCGGAGGAGCCCGCGGCGCUGGGUGCGCUUUCCCGGGACUGUCAGCACUGAGAACCCGAAAGUUUUUUUAUUUUGAUAUUUGUAUGCUGAUGUAUUUAUAAGGACAGAAGUGAUUUUUUCCCCCUUUCUUAUCUGCACUGCUUUGAGAGCAAGUACUUUUGGUUGGCAAAAGACGGAGGAAAAAGCUCAUCAACAUUUCGGGGUGGCGAUUGGCCUUCUUUUUAAAAGAUAAUUGAGUGCACCACGAUGGAGAAAAUGUCCCGACAGCUCCCUCUGAACCCUACCUUUAUCCCGCCUCCCUACGGCGUGCUCAGGUCCCUGCUGGAGAACCCGCUGAAGCUCCCCCUUCAUCCUGAAGACGCAUUUAGCAAAGAGAAAGAGAAAGGAAAGAAGCUGGAUGAUGAGAGUAACAGCCCGACAGUCCCCCAGUCGGCCUUCCUGGGGCCCACCUUAUGGGACAAAACCCUUCCGUAUGAUGGCGACACUUUCCAGCUGGAAUACAUGGACCUGGAGGAGUUCCUGUCGGAAAAUGGCAUCCCCCCCAGCCCGUCGCAGCACGACCACAGCCCUCACCCCCCUGGCUUGCAACCCGCUUCCUCCACCGCUCCCUCCGUCAUGGACCUCAGCAGCCGGGCCUCUGCACCCCUCCACCCUGGCAUCCCAUCUCCAAACUGUAUGCAGAGCCCCAUCAGACCAGGCCAGCUGUUGCCAGCAAACCGCAAUACACCAAGCCCCAUUGACCCUGACACCAUCCAGGUCCCAGUCGGGUAUGAACCGGACCCGGCAGACCUUGCCCUCUCCAGCAUCCCGGGGCAGGAAAUGUUCGAUCCUCGCAAACGCAAGUUCUCUGAAGAAGAACUGAAGCCACAGCCCAUGAUUAAGAAAGCUCGCAAAGUCUUCAUUCCCGAUGAUUUGAAGCAGGAUGACAAGUACUGGGCGAGGCGCAGAAAGAACAAUAUGGCGGCCAAGCGCUCCCGUGAUGCCCGGCGGCUGAAGGAGAACCAGAUCGCAAUCCGGGCCUCGUUCCUGGAGAAGGAGAACUCGGCCCUCCGCCAGGAGGUGGCUGAUUUAAGGAAGGAGCUGGGCAAAUGCAAGAACAUACUUGCCAAGUACGAGGCCAGGCACGGGCCCCUGUAGGAUGGCAUUCUUGUGGGCUGGCUUUUGAGUAGAUGGACAGCUUGUUUCCUGUCUGGUAGCACCACACCCAAACCAAUCUUUCUGACAUCAGCACUUUACCAGAGGCAUAAACGCAACUGACUCAUUUUGGUGUGCGUCUGUGUGCGUGCGUGCGUGCGUGCGUGCGUGUGUGUGUGUGUG